AUGCCAGUGAAAAAAGCCAGGGGAGGAGGAGGAAAGAAAGCUAAAGAGGAUGAGGCGUCGGUAUUGCAUAUGAAUGACCGACCCAUCGAAGUGACGAUUCCGAAGACAGACCUUGCGAAAGAAACGCAAAAGCUCGACAACCAGGUGGCCAAAUGCAAAGUGGGGAUUGCCUGGGUCGAUCUUCUUGCAAUUGCAGGAAGGCUGAAGUUUGGAGUGUACAAUGACAGGCCCGAGAAUGAGACUGAAAUGAAGAGGUUAGUAGAGUGCUUCGAGAAGUAUGGUAUAGUAUCAAUGAAGGAGAUAUCCGCGAUACCGCUGAUCAUGAAGACAUUGCGUCUGAAGGAUGCGAAGAAACUCACCAAGACUUUCGAUGAACCAGAAGAGAUCGUCGAACUCGAGAUGAACAAUCUUGAUCCCAUCGUUGUUGCAUCUGGGCAACAUUGA
Suillus subaureus is the source of this 444-nucleotide messenger RNA. RefSeq lists its product as uncharacterized. The transcript is spliced from 2 exons. NCBI's taxonomy places the organism in Eukaryota, Fungi, Basidiomycota, Agaricomycetes, Boletales, Suillaceae. Bases 1 to 444 code for a protein of 147 amino acids. The record is from RefSeq and is a predicted model, not a curated record.